CCCGUGCUCGGUCAGCCGCGGCAGCGACGCAAACGGGGCCUCGAGGACUGGUCUAUGAGAAGCAUGGAGAGCCGGCUCAGGUCUUACAAAGAGGAGUGGGUGCUAACUUCUACAAACUGAACAUUUUUGAGUUAUCAGGACCGUUCUGUUGAAACAUCCAGUCCCAUUUUAAUUCCAGAACCUAAAAAACGUAGCUUUAGACAAACUCGGGGAUUCUGGAGUCCAUGUGAAAAUGGUUGCAGCUCCCAUCAAUCCAGCAGACAUCAAUAUGAUUCAAGGAUCCUAUGGCAUCGUUGCUGACUUACCAGCAGUUGGAGGGAACGAAGGAGUUGGGCAAGUGAUGGACACAGGAAAUUCUGUGACGACUUUGAAACCCGGAGACUGGGUGAUUCCAGCUGAUGGAGGACUUGGAACUUGGCGGACAGAAGCGGUAUUCGAUGAGAAAACUCUGUUGAAAAUCCCACCGGAUAUUCCGUUGACUUGUGCUGCCACAUUGGGUGUUAACCCCUGCACAGCUUAUCGGAUGUUGUCUGAUUUUGAGACUUUAGAACCAGGGGAAUCUGUCAUCCAAAAUGCAGCCAAUAGUGGAGUGGGACAGGCUGUAAUCCAGAUUGCAGCAGCCAAGGGCAUCAAAACAAUAAAUGUAAUAAGAGAUAGACCAAAUCUCCAGGAUCUUGUAGACAGGCUUAAGUCCCUUGGAGCAGACUUUGUGAUCACAGAGGAGACGCUAAGAAAACCAGAAAUGAAAGAGUUGUUUAAGGAAAUUCCUAUGCCCUCAUUAGCUCUGAACGGUGUUGGAGGGAAAAGUGCUACUGAGCUGAUGCGUCACUUGAGGCAUAGUGGGACCGUGGUUACCUACGGUGGGAUGUCAAAACAGCCUGUGACUGUCCCAGUGAGUGCACUGAUCUUUAAGAAUGUCAACGUUCGUGGCUUUUGGAUGACCCAGUGGAAGAGGGACAAUGCCCACAGCAAAGAGAAGCUGGAAACAAUGAUAGCCGAGCUAUGCACUCUCGUUCGAAAGGGUCAACUAAUUGCUCCAGCCUGCCGGGAAGUCCCUUUGGUAGAUUACCAAACAGCUUUGAAGGUUUCCCAGGAACCCUAUGUCUCUGUUAAGCAGAUCCUGCGGAUGUGAAGAUGGUCCGAUGGGAAAAUAACAGACAAUAUUUUCCAUGGAUUUCAAUCCCAGGAAGCUUGAGUGAUUCAGAAUUACAGAACCGAUUUAUAUCCUCACAUCCAUCUUCCAGCUCAACAGGGACAGGCAGAGGAAUGGGGAGAAA
Thamnophis elegans (Western terrestrial garter snake) is the source of this 1277-nucleotide messenger RNA. It is a transcript of the gene MECR, whose product is annotated as mitochondrial trans-2-enoyl-CoA reductase. Gene Ontology annotation, cellular component: mitochondrion. The transcript is spliced from 11 exons. Bases 233 to 1132 code for a protein of 299 amino acids. Gene Ontology annotation, biological process: fatty acid metabolic process. Gene Ontology annotation, molecular function: trans-2-enoyl-CoA reductase (NADPH) activity. NCBI's taxonomy places the organism in Eukaryota, Metazoa, Chordata, Lepidosauria, Squamata, Natricidae. The record is from RefSeq and is a predicted model, not a curated record.